UAAACUUAUAAAUGUGUCUAUUCAAUUCAGUCCCAAACAACAAAUCUACAGUCAAGAUGCGUGCAUUUUUCUGUCUUUUAUUUAUUGCUCUGGCAUACGUCAUUGAAGGAGCUCCAUUUCCUCAUGUCGUCGGUGGUAAGGAUGCUCCCGCAGGCAAAUAUCCAUAUCAAGUGUCAUUGAGAUUAUCUGGCUCGCACAGAUGCGGUGCAUCUAUUCUUGACAGUCAUAAUGUAUUAACUGCAGCUCAUUGUGUUGACGGAUUGAAUAAUUUAAACAAUCUAAAGAUCCAUGCCGGCACAAACCGUUUGAACGAAUCAGGAGAGGUUUAUGACAUAGAGAGUGUUGACGUUCAUGAAGAUUAUGAUAACUUCUUAUUGAGAAAUGAUGUCGCUUUAAUUCACCUUAACAAUUCUAUUAAAUUCAAUUCGCUAGUGCAACCAAUAAAUCUUACAACAAAUGAUCGUGAUCUCGAGAAUAAGUCGUGCACUUUAACUGGAUGGGGAAGAACAUCGCUUGGUGGAAGUAUUCCAAAUACAUUGCAAGAAAUUGAAUUAAUAGUUUAUCCUCAAAAAAAUUGUGAAAGAGAUCAAUGGAGAGUGAUAGAUAGCCACAUCUGUACUUUAACUAAACGAGGAGAAGGAGCAUGCCACGGUGAUUCUGGUGGACCGUUGGUGGCCAAUGGAGCUCAAAUUGGAAUAGUUUCCUUCGGUAAUCCCUGCGCACUUGGAUUACCAGAUGUUUACACAAGAGUGAGCAGUUUCGUCCCUUGGAUCAACGCAAAGAAGAAAUAAAAAACAUUAUUUAAUUUGUUUAUUAAAAUGUUUUUUUAUUUUACGUGAUUUAUAAUUUAAUUU
Messenger RNA from Monomorium pharaonis (pharaoh ant), 854 nucleotides. RefSeq names its product chymotrypsin-1-like. Gene Ontology annotation, biological process: proteolysis. Gene Ontology annotation, molecular function: serine-type endopeptidase activity. The transcript is spliced from 5 exons. The record is from RefSeq and is a predicted model, not a curated record. NCBI's taxonomy places the organism in Eukaryota, Metazoa, Arthropoda, Insecta, Hymenoptera, Formicidae. The coding region runs from base 12 to 791 and encodes 259 amino acids.